AUGGAAAGAAGAAAAAUACCUGAAACCUGGACUCUGUCAAUUAUAUGCCCUAUUUACAAGAAAGGGAAUGUCAUGAAUUGUAAGAACCAUAGAGGGAUAUCACUACUCAACAUGUCAUACAAGAUACUAUCAAACAUACUUCUCAGCAGACUAAGGCCAUAUGGCGAGGAAAUACAAGCGUAUGACUCCAUAGUAAGAGAAGAGCUAUGGAUAGCAAUGUACAACCUAGGAGUUCCUAUUAAAUUAAUUAGACUGAUAAAAUCGUGCUUACAGAACUCAAAAUGCAAAAUUAAGGCCAAUGGUUAUAUAUCUAAGGAAUUCGAAGUUAAAACAGGAUUGAGACAGGGAGAUGCACUGUCUCUCAUACUCUUUAAAAUUACAUUGGAAUCAGUGGAGUUCACCGGGUGGCGCAAGACCUUGCGCUCGCAUCAGCUACCAGAUGGGGAAGCUGACGUCUUAGUAGUCAGUGAGUCGAACCGAGCACAUCCAUCGGAAGCGGACGGCUGGUUCUCGGAAGCGACAGAAACGUCGGCCGUAACAGUUCUAAGGCAGCUACCAAGAAAUCGAGUGGGACCUUCAGUUCCAGGCUUCCGAUGGGUCGAAUUCCCGGGGAUCAGGUUGUGCAGCUGCUACUGGUCCCCCAAUUCUAUCAUUGCAGAAUUCACAGACUUCCUACUGCGAUUGGAAAUCAUUAUUAGAUCAUCUCCCACACUCGCAGUUGUCUGUGCCGGGGACUUCAACGCCAAAUCCCGGGAAUGGGGAAGCCCACGGGAGGACAGGAGAGGCACGCUUCUGGCAGACUUCAUAUCAGCACUUGACGCUACGAUUUGUAAUGAUGGACAUAGGCUUACAUUCGUUCGUGGGGAAUUAGAGACGUACAUAGAUGUCACUUUCGCCUCAGCGAACAUAAGUGGUGCAGUUAGAAAUUGGACGGUGCGUGAGGACGUGUCCCUGAGUGUUCACAGGUUCAUUACGUUCCACGUUAGAAUCGCAUUUACCACCAACGUUUGCCCGAGAAACGGCCAGCAUCCAGUUCCACACACUUCUCCAGCCGUGGCACAAGCGGAAGAACUUGUCGGAUGGUUGACACGGGUGACAGAUAAAUUACUACCGAAACAGAAGGAGAUCCAGGCCAACGCCAGCCAGAAACAUGAAGAAGUGUGGAAGGAGAAGAGGAAACUUCUAGCAAUAGAAAUUAAAGAAGCCAAAGAUAAAUUCUGGGCCGACAUCAUCGCGACUGUGGACGAUGACCCAUUGAGUAAACCAUAUAAAAUCGUCACGAAGCGGUUAAGACGUCAGUGCCCAAUCACGGGAAUUCAUCUUCCGGGCAGAAUAGAAGCAAUCGUUAACGCCUUAUUCCCGACGGCACCGACAGUGCACACGCCAAAGGAGCCAAACCUCGACGGAGGGCAGUUAGUCCCUUUCUCAAUCGAUGCAUUUAAGGCAGCAGCAAAAUCUCUCCCGAAUCAAAAAGCUCCUGGACCAGACGGCCUGUCAAAUGAAAUAAUCAAAGUGGCUGUGUCGACCGAUCCUACAGCGUCCAUGCGUGCGUUUAAUGCAUGCCUGGAAAGUGGACAGUUCCCUCAACAUUGA
Molecule: messenger RNA, 1593 nt
Organism: Acyrthosiphon pisum (pea aphid)
Lineage: Eukaryota; Metazoa; Arthropoda; Insecta; Hemiptera; Aphididae
Exons: 5
Coding region: 1-1593 (530 amino acids)
Molecular function (GO): catalytic activity
Source: RefSeq, a predicted model, not a curated record